UCGAUGUAAAAAAAAAAUGUCAGGCUGCAACGCAGCUGAUGGUCUAAGUGCCGAAAAUACCCAGCGUCUGUUAGACGCUGUAUCGUUAGCAUACUACGUCUAAUUUAUUAGACUAGGAGGAUUGUAGCGCCAUUAAAUGUAACCUUGUUUUGCAUUCCCUUAGCGUGCGAAUCAGGAUCAUGGGGAGACAACUGCUCCCAGCAAUGUAACCAAGGCUGUGGAACACGAUGUAACAUUACCAAUGGGUUAUGUCAGAGAGGAUGCCCUGACGGCUUCGUGGAUGACAGCUGUAAAGUCCCAAUUUCAAACACGAUGGUCGGGAGAAUCGCAGGGGGCGUGACUGGUGUUCUUGUAGCCUGUGCCGUUGUUGUUGCAGUAAUCAUCAUUUACAGGAGGCAUCAUCCGUCAACAAAUAAGGCACAGGCCCACGAUUCGCUGUCAGUGAGGACAAUGGGUGAGAUUCAACUAGAAGUUGAGGACCAACAGAGCAACAGAGAAUAUGAAGCAGAGGACCCGGAAGUUCAAGUAGCCCCAGAGGAUCCCGAGGCAACAACGUACGAGAAUCACUUGAGCACGUCAGUUCCUGUGGAGGAAUUCUGGGACUACAUCCAAGAGAAAAUGGCAGCCGAUGGUUUCAAAGCCGAGUUCGCAAAAUUUCCAGCCGGACUCCAUGCCAAAGCUGAAGUGGCAAACCUUCCAUACAACAAGGCUAAAAGUCGCUACAAGAAUCUUGUCGCAUAUGACCACUCUCGUGUCGUCUUGAGACUCCAUGGACCCAAUGACAAAUCAGAUUACAUAAACGCCUGUUACAUUGACGGUUACAACCAGCCUAAGAAAUUCAUCGCCUCUCAAGGGCCUACCGAUCUCAUCAUAAACGACUUCAUGCGCAUGCUCUGGGAACAGAACGUGGGUAAAAUUGUCAUGGUGACAAAUCUGACCGAAGCAACUAAGAUAAAGUGCAAACAGUACUGGCCGAGCGAAGGCUGUACGCGGUUUGGUGUCAUUGAGGUUACCCUGCUUGACGAGGAGGUAUAUGCGCAUUGCGCAAUUAGAACACUGGAGCUAAGUCACACAAAGGUGAAAAACAAGACGAAGAUUCUCAAACAGUUUCACUUCUCGGCUUGGCCAGAUCACGGGGCACCUUCCGAUGCCACAAUUCUGCUUGACUUUCGAGAUAAGGUUCUGGAGUACAACUCGACUUUACCUGGACCAAUUCUCGUCCAUUGCAGUGCUGGGAUUGGACGCACGGGAACGUUCAUAGCUCUGGAUUACCCUGAUCAAUCAGGCUAA
Liolophura sinensis is the source of this 1290-nucleotide messenger RNA. Its product is annotated as receptor-type tyrosine-protein phosphatase F-like. Gene Ontology annotation, biological process: protein dephosphorylation. The transcript has 11 exons. Lineage: Eukaryota; Metazoa; Mollusca; Polyplacophora; Chitonida; Chitonidae. Bases 313 to 1290 code for a protein of 325 amino acids. Gene Ontology annotation, molecular function: protein tyrosine phosphatase activity. The record is from RefSeq and is a predicted model, not a curated record.